This is a messenger RNA of Lycium barbarum (goji berry), 1146 nucleotides long. RefSeq names its product 6,7-dimethyl-8-ribityllumazine synthase, chloroplastic-like. The record is from RefSeq and is a predicted model, not a curated record. Gene Ontology annotation, cellular component: riboflavin synthase complex; intracellular anatomical structure. Gene Ontology annotation, biological process: riboflavin biosynthetic process. Lineage: Eukaryota; Viridiplantae; Streptophyta; Magnoliopsida; Solanales; Solanaceae. Bases 115 to 813 code for a protein of 232 amino acids. The transcript is spliced from 8 exons. Gene Ontology annotation, molecular function: 6,7-dimethyl-8-ribityllumazine synthase activity.
UUUGCGUAAAGAUACCGUUCACCAAAGUUUAAGUUCCAGCCAAAACGCACCCCUCACAAGGCCAACUAUUUUCGAAGAGCAAAAUUGACAUUUUAUCCAAAUUCCUAAAAAGAAAUGGCGGCUUCAGCUUUCGGACAAUGCAAUCUUGCUCCUCGUACAACAACAACAACAACUGUAAUAAAUCCUACGCAACGUCAGCUCUUCUCUUUGUCUUUCCAAAGACAAACCGUAACUUCUUCUUCACCUGCACUCUCAUUCACCCAAUCUCUAGGUUUUGGGUCUGCAAUUGAGAGACAUUGCGAGGAUCUAAACCGGUUUACAACAUGUGCUGUUCGUGAGUUGACUGGUUCUGUUAUAUCUGCCAAGGGCCAUCGCUUUGCUGUUGUGGUUGCACGUUUCAAUGAUCUGAUCACCAAGAAGCUUUUGGAGGGAGCUUUGGACACUUUCAAGAAUUACUCAGUUAGAGAGGAAGAUAUUGAUGUUGUAUGGGUUCCUGGCUGUUUUGAAAUCGGCGUGGUUGCACAGCAUCUUGGAAAGUCACGGAAAUAUCAAGCAAUACUCUGCAUUGGGGCUGUGAUCAGAGGUGAUACGUCUCACUAUGAUGCUGUCGUUAAUGCUGCCACAUCUGGAGUACUUUCAGCAGGUCUAAAUUCAGGUACUCCUUGCAUAUUUGGUGUUUUGACAUGUGAUACCUUAGAGCAGGCUUUCAAUCGCUGUGGUGGUAAGUCUGGGAAUAAAGGUGCCGAAACAGCAAUGACAGCUAUUGAGAUGGCGUCUUUGUUUGAGCACCACCUCAAGCCUUUAGAGGAGUAAGAGGCCCUUCUUACCAGCGUGCUGUUUCAUCGCACAACGAUGUUGUAAUUCUCACCUUUAAACAGAAUUUUACUCGCAUCACCAUCCCAACUAGCUACUCCAACUAAUAAGGUCAGACGUCCGAUUUGAAGCUGAGCUGCAUAGGAGGAAACAAAAUUUCCCACUACUUCUCGGCUCCCAUCCUCGUCCACUCUUUUAUGCUGGCUGUAAUCCCUCUAAAAAGUGGAGAAAACAUUCUUGUAAAAGCUGCACUUGUUUCAGAAAACGUUCUUGGACAAGACUGCAUUCGUUUCAAAUUUUGUAUUUUUGGACAAUAGUACCAUUUCUUAGACU